Diutina rugosa is the source of this 1815-nucleotide messenger RNA. RefSeq names its product Psp1p (gene PSP1). The coding region runs from base 1 to 1815 and encodes 604 amino acids. Lineage: Eukaryota; Fungi; Ascomycota; Pichiomycetes; Serinales; Debaryomycetaceae. Gene Ontology annotation, cellular component: cytoplasm. The record is from RefSeq and is a predicted model, not a curated record. The transcript has a single exon.
AUGCUGCCACCGAUACCAGCAAACACCUUCAGUCUCCCCGCCGAGCUCCAGGGCGGCAUUGGCACCAUCUCGCUGCGGCGCCCGCUGUACGCCGCCGAGCUGUUUACGCGCAACCAGCUAGCCAACCUAUUACCGGGGCAAAUGCCUCCGGGAUCCGGUCCCGGCGGCGCCCCGCAACCAGUGGGCCUUGCGCCUCAGCCGCAGCCGUCGGCGCCGUCGCCCUACCCACCAUCGCAAGCGUUCUUCCAGGGCCACCCGGCACCUCGUAUGGCUCCGUACGCGAUUAUGAAUAAUGCCACCCACUUCAAAUCGCCGUUGGAAAGCGUGGGCGAGAAAUUGGGCCUGAUGCUGCUCAAUUCGAACUACUCGGAGUUCCAGCAGCGGCGACCACUGCAAUUGGUCGAUUUCCAACAGGGCGUCCACCCCACGGGUCCUCCUGGCGGUCCCGGCUCUUACCGCAGCCCUCCUCAAGGGCUUGCGCCGCAAACGGGAUCUCCCGUACCCCCAGCUGCCACUACUGGUGCUACCGGUACUCCCCCUACGGGUGCGGCGCCGCUGAGACUGUCGCCACCUAAACUGGGUCUCUCCCUUGAAAACGGGCUUAUGCUUAAUAACCAGUACAUCGUGGCGCUGCCUGACCUCAAGGCGCUUUACGCCAAGACGAUGGCAUACUUCCAGGACCCCCAGAUGACGCAACAGAUCAUCAGCCAACUCCACAAUCUCCUUACCCAACCGCCAAUUGUGAAACUUAUUACGUUCAUUAAGAACCUUAAUAACUUGACGUUUCACAAUAAGAUCUUGUGUCUUGUGAUCAACAAAAACGGCAAAUUCGAUCUUUUGAGUUACCCCACCAACCUGAACAUCUAUUUGCAAAAAGAUGAUCUUGUCAUCGUUGACGGUGAUCGGGGCAAAGACCUUGUGAUGAUUGUGGAGCCAUUGGUCAAUUUGAACUUUGCCAUAUUGUUUAACUUCUUAAAGAAGCUUGAACACUUGAAGAGUUUGACGAUUACCGACCACAAGCCCCACCAAAACGGGCUGGGGAGAUUCCAAUCGCUGAACCAUAAAGCUAAUGGUACUCAUUCCACUCAAUUGGAUGCGCUGGCGAUCAUAAACUCCCACGCCAAUGAGGAUAAUGAGUUUAUCAUCACUUUGCCCACUAAGCAAGUGCUUCGUUUCGCUACACCUAAAGAAGUACACAAGGUGCUGGGUAAGUUUUUGGAAGAGAAGAAAGCGUUCAUCACUUGCUACAACAAGAUCAACGAGCUCAACUUGGCCGACGACUUGCAGCUCAUCAAUGUGGAAUACCAGCUCGACUUUAAGAAAUUGAUUUUCUACUACUUUGCCGGGUUCAAGCGCAUUGACUUCCGCGGGCUUAUCAAGGAGUUGUUCAAGAUUUAUAAGACACGGAUCUGGUUAUGUGCGGUGUUGCCCUACGACCGGCCCCAGCUCUACGUGACGAUGGAGCCGCGUGACUUCCGCCCCGCCCCGCCGCCUCAGGAUAAGCUGGGGCUCCAUCAGCACGCCACCAUCCCCCACGAAUACGAGCUCAGCAACGACCAGAUUCUCAACUUCAGCAUUGGCGAAUUUGACUCGUUGGCGCCGCCCAACUACUUCCACCUGGCCAACCUCCAGAAUUUGAUCCGCCAUCUCCAAAACGAGAUCCUGGGUCACUUCUACGGGUUCAACGCCGAACGGGGGUCGCCGGUGAAGAGCGCGCUGGUGCUGCUGGCGUCGGCGGGCGACAAGUUGGCGCCCACGUUCAAUCCGUUUGACGAUAAUGACAUUUUCAAGCUGAACUUUCAGUUGAACAAGUAA